Molecule: messenger RNA, 525 nt
Organism: Cotesia glomerata
Lineage: Eukaryota; Metazoa; Arthropoda; Insecta; Hymenoptera; Braconidae
Product: ATP-dependent DNA helicase PIF6-like
Exons: 1
Coding region: 1-525 (174 amino acids)
Source: RefSeq, a predicted model, not a curated record
AUGAAGUAUGAGUCUGUGGAUACAGUCAUAGAAGUAGAGGAAACUGUUCAUUAUCCUGUUGAGUUUCUGCAUACACUUAACCCGCCAGGCAUACCACCUCAUAUUCUUCAUCUAAAGAUUGGUACACCGAUAAUGUUGUUGCGUAACUUGAAUCCUCCCAAAUUGUGUAAUGGCACCAGACUACAGGUAAAAACUCUACGGAAAAAUUUAAUUGAAGCGACCAUUUUUACAGGAAAGUAUGAGGGCGAAAAUGUAUUCAUUCCAAGAAUACCUUUGAUUCCAUCAGAUUAUCAUUUUGAAUUUAAGCGUUUGCAGUUUCCAGUUAGAGUUUGCUUCGCGAUGACUAUUAAUAAAGCUCAAGGGCAGAGUUUAAAAUUAGCUGGUGUAGAUUUGCAAAGUGACUGUUUUUCCCAUGGUCAAUUUUAUGUAGCAUGUUCAAGAGUAAGUUCCUAUGAAGAUCUCAUCAUUCUUCAACCAGAGAAGCGAACGAAAAAUGUUGUAUAUAAAGAAGUUUUAAACAUGUAA